Messenger RNA from Cuscuta campestris, 4204 nucleotides. The record is from the annotation of a GenBank genome assembly. Lineage: Eukaryota; Viridiplantae; Streptophyta; Magnoliopsida; Solanales; Convolvulaceae.
GAAUCAAUAUACUCCUACUUUGCAUUCUCUCUCUCUCUAAAACUUAUAUUAUUUCAUACUCUCGGUGGUUUAUAGCCAUCAAAUUGGUGCUCUCAUUGAGAGGAGAGGAACAUACUCUUAGGUUAACUCCCGAACGCGAGAAUGGUGCAAACAAGGAGCAACAUCCCCACCACCAGCCACGUCGUUGGCGAGGAGAACGCGCCGGGCAGCGGCAACGGUACGGGCGGCAUCGGCUCGACUCCGGACGCGGUCCAGGCGCUGUUCGGCUUGGGGGUGACCGCGGAGCAGCUCCAGGCAGCCGUUGCGGCACUUUCCGCCAUGGGUGGGAACGUGCCCGGCGCCGGAGUUGGCAAAGCUCCGCCCGGUCUCCAUGCCGAACACGCUGCCACUUCCCAACACAAGGGGAAGAAGACCCGGAGGAGUAGAAGGAGGCCCGGCAAGGCCCCGGCGAUCGAGGAGGUGAUUGUGGAGGACGUCCCGGAUGAGGAGGACGAUGAGUCCAGCGAGUGCCGAGUGUCAGCCUUCAGGCGCUUAGGAGGGGAAGAGACCCGGGUGUCGGCCUUCGACAGGCUCGAUCGCGGACUGGAAGUUCGCCUGGGCGACCUCCGCCGACAAAUAGCCGAAGGCAGGCGGAGGCAUGCUGAGGAGUCCGCAACAUCGGAUGCUCGCUCGGCGAGGUCCGAGCGGAGCGGAGAGAGGCGGGAGGAGCGCACCCAGCGUCGCCAUAGCCCGACGAGAACUGAGAAGACAAAGGUCUCUGACCAAGGAGUAUCUCGGCUCGCACAUGAGAUUGCCGAGCUUAAGCGCCGAAUGGAGACCAAGGCUCCCUACAGCCAGCCCAUCUUGCGGACGGUAACCCCGUUCACUCCGAGGGUUAUGUCGGUUCCGCUGCCGGCAAACUUCCGGCCAUGGCAGAUGAAGGCCUACAACGGAACGACGGACCCCCAAGAUCAUUUGUCUAAGUUCUAUGCUUCUAUGGAAGCGGCGGCAGCCCCGGACGAGGUCAAGUGUCGAUGCUUUCUCGCGACGCUGAGGGGCUCCGCGUGCGAUUGGGAUACACUAGCGGAGAAGUUCUUGACGCAUUUCGCGGCAAACCGAAGGCAGAGGCUCCCUUACUCCCACCUGCUCAACAUAUGCAUCCGCAAGGGAGAGAAGGUCCGCGACUUCAUAGUUUGGUGGGAAAAGGAAGCCAGAGACGUGCAUGGGGCGGAUGACCAAGCGUUGGUGGCCAUGUUCCAAGCAGCCCUUCCCCGCGGAGAGGUGAGGAAGGAGCUCCGCAAGAAUCCUCCCCCCACGUACCAAGAGACCUUGGUGCGCGCUAAGUUCCUAGCCUCGGAGGAGUUUGAUGAUGCUCCCGACUCUGAGGCUGCGCCCGCCAAGCGCGCUCCCGCAGACUCCGGAGAGGCCGCGAAGAAGAGGAAGAAGAAGAAAGAUUACACCGCGGGCCCGAGGACGCCUUCGGCUAGUGUGUACUCCGUGGGUGCGCCCUUGGGGACGGUUCGAGAGCUUGCCCUCUCCUCGCUCCCGCACGUAGAAAUCUAUGCAGUGUCCAGCAGUGCCAAGUAUUGCGAGUAUCAUCGCAACAACACUCAUAACACUAAGGAAUGCUUCACUCUCCAAAAGGAGAUGCAGAGACUCAUCGCCCGAGGGCCGCCUCCACGAGAUGAUGGAGCAGCCCCAUCUCGGGGGCCGCUGGAAGGAAGAAUUUGGAGAAAGCUGGCCGAACCGGUCGCGGUGGCCACGCAAGCAAGGAACCCCGAGAAGAGGCACAUUGGGCGAGAGUGUGAUGAUCUAGACGAGGACGAAGCCCAAGGAUAUCCGGUGGGAUUCAUCCAUGGAGGAAACAUUGGCGGGGACUCCAUCGCUCAAAGGAAGAGGUGGAAGCACAUGGCCUUCGUCGCCAAAGUCCAUCAGGCGCCCAAGCACGGAAGACGUGAGCAAAUCCAAUUCACGGAGAAGGAUCUUCCGAACACGCCGAGCCCCCACCGGGAUGCCUUGGUCGUGAAGCUGGAGAUUAACAAUGCCAUAGUGCACCGCACCUUGGUGGACACGGGAAGCUCGGUCAACAUAAUGUAUGAGAAGACCUUCCAAGACCUCGGCUUGGACCGCAAGGACUUAAGGCCUUUUCCCACUCCUUCGGGAAUCGGGGUGGCGAGGGGAGACCAAAAGUUAGCUCGAUCGUGCUACGUCCGUAUCACGAAGAAAUUGCCAAGGGAUGAGACGUUGGUCGUGCACGCACAGGAGGAAAUGCGGAAGCUGGAAGCACGACCGAAGGCCGAGCCCGGCGAGGAGGUCGAGGAAGUGCCGCUCGACCCUCAGACACCCGAGCGGAAGGUGAAGGUCGGGGAGCCGAAUGCGCCCUCGCGCAUGUCCAAAUGGGCGGUGUUCCUUGGAGCUUUCCAGAUCGAAUUCAAGCUAAGGCUAGCGAUCAAGGGCCAAGCGCUAGUUGACUUCGUGGUGGAAUGCACCGCUCGGGAGGAGCCGAGCCUCGAAGAGCCGGAAGCCGACGACUGGUGGAUAAUUUUUACCGACGGCUCCUCCGCCGCCAAAAACUCGGGGGGUGGAGUGGUAGUCAUCGCGCCCGAAGGCUUCAAAACGUAUUACUCAAUUCGAUUCGGUUUCAAGGCAUCAAAUAAUGAAGCGGAAUGUGAAGCGCUCUUGUGCGGGCUACGCCUAGCAGCCGGGAUGAACGCAACAAAGCUAAGGGUAAAGUGUGAUUCAAAGCUGGUGGUUGGCCACGUCUCGGGAGUGUUCGAGGCGAAGGACGAAAGAAUGAAGAAGUACAGAGAUACCGCUCUAGAGUUACUUAAGAGUUUCACCGCGUAUAGUGUGGAGCAGAUCCCUCGGGCGGAGAAUGCCGAGGCGGAUAUCUUGUCGAAGCUGAGCUCGGACACGCCCGAGCACAUCAGGCGGAUGGUGAACGUGGAAGAGUUGUCCGAGCCGAGCAUCCAUGCCUUCCUCGUGGCAAUGAUCUGUGCUCGGCCAAAAGAUUGGAUGGACGACAUAGUUGCCUUCUUGAAGGAUGGCGCCCUCCCGGACGAUGCAAAAAAGGCCAAGUUGGUCCGGACUAGGUCACCUGGGUACACUUUGGAGGGCGAAAAGCUAUACAAGCGAGCAUACAACGGUACGCUGCUCAGGUGCCUCCGACCAGCUGAAGCGGAGCAAGUCAUGGAGGAGGUGCACGCGGGGAUCUGCUCCGCCCACCAAGGAGCCUACGCGGUGUCAAGGAAGAUAACCCUCCAAGGAUAUUUUUGGCCAACAAUUGUUAAGGAUUGCGCGGAGUUUGUGAGAAAGUUCAAGGUGUGCCAAGAGUUCCAGAAGGUACCAGGGAGGCCUUCAACAAACUGUACCCCCAUCAGCACAGCUAUCCCGUUCGCGCGGUGGGGGUGGACCUCGUGGGUGCGCUUCCUAGAGUUUCUCGCAAAGCAAGUCAUCUGCCGCUUCGGCGUUCCCGAGCACGUAAUCACAGACAAUGGAACACAAUUCGAGUCCAAGCCCUUUAAAUACUUUCUCGAGAGUUGGGGGAUCAAACACAGUUAUGCGUCGCUUGGGUACCCGCAGACAAACGGGCAGGUCGAGAACGCCAACCGAACGAUAGUCGAUGGGCUGAAGCGAAAGUUAGAAGCUUGUGGAGGGGAGUGGGCAGAGGAGUUGCCCUAUAUCUUAUGGACCUACCGGACCACGCCCCGAAGGGCAACUAGGGAAACUCCUUUCGCUCUAAGCUACGGAUUCGAGGCAAGGGCACCCCCAGAGAUCUCCAUCGCAACCCACCGGGAGGAGGUCUUUGACCCCGAGCGCAAUGAGGAAGCCCUGGCAGCCGAGCUCCACCUCGUGCAUGAAAGACGAGAAGCAGCCUUCAUACGGGCGGAGAAUUACCGAAGGAAGGUGAAGAGCUACCAUGAUGGGCGCGUGCGCGCGCGGGGGUUCGUUGAAGGAGAUUGGGUGCUGCGCAAGAGGGCAGUGAGUCGCCCCCUAGAAGGAGGAAAGUUUGCCAAAAAUUACGAAGGCCCAUACAUCAUCAAAGAAGUGGUGGGACCUUCGACAUUCCGCCUGCAGACGCCGAGCGGAGGGGACGUGCCCAGAACGUGGAAUGCCGAGAAUUUAGUUAAGUUUUAUCAGUAGACUUCUGAUGUACACGGACCCCAAAAUGGGAACCCACAGAUCUUUUCGGUUGAGCUCAAUGGAAUGAAGUUUUUUUUUGCGA